UUUGGAACCCCCCACGGCCCUAUUUCCCAUAGAUUUCUACACUAUCUACAUAGUGUAGGUAGGUAUGUACGUACGUAUGGCAUCACACCUGUGUGAUUUCCCUGGAUGCCUUAAAUCCUUUCCUAAACUGUGGAGGUUAAGAGAACAUCAAUGUUCAGCACACACAGGAGAGCGUCCAUUUCUAUGUAAGGAACCAGGCUGUGGAAAAUCGUUCAUUCGGGCAUACCAUUUAAAGAGACACAAUGUCUCCCAUCUUACUACGAAGCCUGAGUUCAGGUGUACUUCAGACGGUUGUAACAGAGUGUAUUCUUUGCUACAAAACCUUCGAAAACAUGAGAAAACUCACAAAAAUCCCUUGCCUUACAAGUGUGAUGUUGACAGUUGUGAAAGAGCUUUCAAGAAGCACUCACAGCUGCACAUACACAAAUCACGGCAUUCUGGAGAUAUAAAACCAUUCAGGUGUUCUGAAGACGGAUGCACUGCUAGUUUUGUUUGGCCUAGUGAACUUCGGAAGCACAAGAAAUCUCACAAAGAAUACACUUGCCCUGCAAAGAAUUGUGAUGUGGUAUGUCGUAGAUGGACUGACAUGAGAGAGCAUGCUUCUUCCCAUAGGGUAGUUCAUGAUUGCAAGCUAUGUGGGAAAACCUUUAAAAAGAGAAACCUACUCAAGAUUCAUUCAAGAUCGCACUCUGAUAAUCGCUGCUUGCUUGUGUGUGAUUGGGAGAGGUGUGGUAGGACCUACACUACAGUUUUUAAUCUUAAUCAACAUGUUCGAGCAUUUCAUUUUCAAGAGAAACCAUUUAAGUGCUCAUUGUCUGCUUGUUCAGCCGUGUUUAGCACCAAGCAAUCACUUAAAAGGCAUAUCAGAACACAUACCAAUGCUGUGAAACCAGCAAUACCCAAGCGAAAAUCUAUGAAACGACCUCUUUCGUCACAACUAUCUGGCUAUGAAAAUUCAUCAAGAAAGGAGGUGCAGAACUGAAUCUCGUCCAUGUUUCCAAACUCGCAAGAUUUAAUACUUGUUAUGAUUAUUGAAAAACUCCUGCUUUAGUGCUCUAGUAUUGCAACACUUAUCCAUCAUAAUUUGGAGUG
This is a messenger RNA of Halichondria panicea, 1092 nucleotides long. RefSeq names its product transcription factor IIIA-like. Bases 65 to 982 code for a protein of 305 amino acids. The transcript has 11 exons. The record is from RefSeq and is a predicted model, not a curated record. Gene Ontology annotation, cellular component: nucleus. NCBI's taxonomy places the organism in Eukaryota, Metazoa, Porifera, Demospongiae, Suberitida, Halichondriidae.